This is a messenger RNA of Toxotes jaculatrix (banded archerfish), 4887 nucleotides long. RefSeq names its product sodium bicarbonate cotransporter 3-like. The transcript is spliced from 26 exons. Gene Ontology annotation, molecular function: sodium:bicarbonate symporter activity; monoatomic anion transmembrane transporter activity; solute:inorganic anion antiporter activity. The record is from RefSeq and is a predicted model, not a curated record. Gene Ontology annotation, biological process: bicarbonate transport; transmembrane transport; regulation of intracellular pH. The coding region runs from base 133 to 3927 and encodes 1264 amino acids. Gene Ontology annotation, cellular component: plasma membrane; apical plasma membrane; basolateral plasma membrane. NCBI's taxonomy places the organism in Eukaryota, Metazoa, Chordata, Actinopteri, Toxotidae.
CCUCGUUGUUAGGGGAAGCACAGCCAGACCUCACAGUUCUGACAAGUGUCACCCGGCCCGGUCUCAAACACACAUCAACCGGCGAAAUAAAAAAAAACAAAAACGGUGGACAGAAGACCGGCGGCAGGUGAAAUGGACGAACCUUCGGAACAAAUGAGACCCCUCUUGAGAACAGGUCUAGAUGAAGAGGCAAUAGUUGACCAUGGAAAGACCAGCUUCACCACUCAUGCAAACUAUGAAAAGGAAGAGUUGGAAAGCCACAGAGCAGUGUAUGUAGGUGUCCAUGUUCCUUUUGGAAGAGAGAGCAAGCGGCGGCAUCGGCACCGAGGGCACAAACACCACCGAAAGAAGAAAGAGAGAGACUCAGAGGAGGGGAAGGACGAUGGCAGGGAAUCCCCCUCUUAUGACACACCAUCCCAGAGGGUGCAGUUCAUCUUGGGUACAGAGGAUGAUGACCUCGAGCACGUCCCCCAUGACCUCUUCACUGAGCUGGACGAGCUUUCCUUCAGAGAUGGCAGUGCCACUGAAUGGAAGGAGACUGCCAGAUGGCUGAAGUUUGAGGAGGAUGUGGAAGAUGGAGGGGAGAGGUGGAGUAAGCCCUACGUGGCCACGUUGUCACUACACAGCUUAUUUGAACUACGUAGCUGUAUUCUCAACGGCACAGUCAUGCUAGAUAUGAGGGCCAACAGUAUCGAGGAAAUUGCAGACAUGGUGAUAGACAGCAUGGUGGCUUCAGGCCAGCUCAAGGAGGAUCUACGCGACAAGGUGCGGGAAGCCAUGCUGAAGAAACACCACCACCAGAAUGAGAGAAAGCUUAGCAAUCGCAUCCCUCUGGUGCGCUCCAUUGCUGACAUAGGCAAGAAACAUUCUGACCCGCUCUUGCUUGAAAGAAACGGAGAGGGCCUGUCCUCUUCACGUCUCUCUCUCCAAAAGCCAGGGGCAUCCUCCUCUGUCUCCAACCUGUCCCAGAGACGCGAGUCCAGAGUCUCCAUCCUGCUCAACCACCUCCUGCCCUCUUCUUCCUCCAACACUGGGCUCUCCCCAGGCCCCUCGCCCCUCUCCACCCCUCAAAAUACCCCUGCUUCCUUCCGGCGCUCCUCUCAAAGCCCACCACGCACCCGUGGAGCAGGACUUGGCCCUCAAGGCAUCCCUGAGGUGGUGGUAUCACCUCCCGAGGAUGAUGACCCACUAAACUCUGCAGAAGAUGAAGUAGCAUCACCACAGCUCUGCCGGCGAGCAUCCUCGGCAUCCCAAGGCCUCGAGCUGCUGCCCUUAGAAGGACCAUUGGUAUCACCGAACUCUGUCCCUAACAACCUGGAUGGCAACAAGGCAGUGGAGAGGAGGCCGUCCAAAGUAGGGGUCAGUAGAGAAAGCAGCAGUGUCGACUUCAGCAAGGUGGACAUGAAUUUCAUGAAGAAGAUUCCUCCAGGUGCUGAGGCUUCCAACGUGCUGGUGGGAGAAGUGGACUUCCUGGAGAAGCCCAUAAUUGCCUUUGUACGGUUGUCCCCUGCAGUCCUUAUCACAGGCCUCACAGAGGUGCCUGUUCCCACAAGGUUUCUUUUCCUGCUUUUGGGUCCUCACGGCAAAGGGCCACAGUACCAUGAAAUUGGCAGAUCCAUGGCCACACUGAUGACAGAUGAGAUUUUCCAUGAUGUGGCAUACAAAGCCAAAGACCGAACGGAUCUACUCUCUGGGAUAGAUGAGUUCCUUGAUCAAGUGACUGUCCUGCCUCCUGGAGAAUGGGAUCCCACGAUUCGGAUUGAGCCCCCCAAGAAUGUCCCAUCUCAGCUAAAGAGGAAGAGACCAUCCCAGCCUAACGGUACUGCAUCUCCAGCUGGAGAACUGGAAAAGGAAGAGGACCAUCAUGCAGGGCCUGAACUGCAGAGGACUGGGAGGAUAUUUGGAGGUUUGAUCUUAGAUGUCAAGCGGAAGGCACCGUUCUACUGGAGUGACAUCAGGGACUCCCUCAGUCUGCAGUGUCUAGCCUCCAUCCUCUUCCUCUACUGCGCCUGCAUGUCCCCUGUCAUCACGUUUGGAGGUCUGCUUGGGGAGGCAACAAAAGGCAACAUAAGCGCCAUAGAGUCUCUAUUUGGGGCAUCACUGACAGGAGUGGCAUACUCCCUCUUCGCAGGCCAGCCCCUCACUAUUCUUGGCAGCACGGGGCCCGUUUUAGUGUUUGAGAAGAUCCUCUUCAAGUUCUGCAACGACUAUGGCCUGUCCUACCUGUCGCUGCGGACCAGCAUUGGUCUGUGGACAGCUUUCCUGUGCGUUGUGUUGGUGGCUACAGAUGCCAGCUCCUUGGUCUGCUAUAUCACCCGAUUCACAGAGGAGGCCUUCGCCGCACUCAUCUGCAUCAUCUUCAUCUAUGAGGCUCUGGAGAAGCUGUUUCACCUGGGAGAACACUACCCUGUCAACAUGCACAACAACUUGGAUAAUCUUACCCUUUAUUCGUGUCAAUGUUCUCAACCAGCCAAUGUCUCAGAUCAGCUCGAGCAGGAGUGGAACCAGACAGGAUACAGCCCAGACUCUAUCCCAUGGAGCAGCCUCAAUGUUUCGAUGUGUAAAAUGCUUCAUGGGGAGUUUGUGGGUCCAGCCUGUGGUCACCAUGGUCCCUACAUCCCAGAUGUUCUCUUUUGGUCCAUUAUCCUCUUCUUCACCACCUUCUUCCUGUCCUCUUUCCUCAAGCAGUUCAAGACAGAGAGAUAUUUUCCCACCAAGGUGCGUUCCACCAUCAGCGACUUCGCUGUAUUUAUAACCAUCAUGAUCAUGGUGGUGGUGGACUAUCUAAUGGGUGUCCCGUCUCCUAAACUGAAUGUUCCUGACCGCUUUGAGCCGACUUCAAAAAACCGAGGCUGGCUGAUGGACCCGUUAGGAGAAAAUCCCUGGUGGACGCUGCUGGUGGCAGCACUUCCUGCCCUGCUCUGUACAAUCCUGAUCUUUAUGGACCAGCAGAUCACUGCAGUCAUCAUAAACCGCAAGGAGCACAAACUCAAGAAAGGCUGUGGCUAUCACCUGGACUUGCUGGUAGUGGCAAUAAUGCUGGGCAUAUGCUCCAUCAUGGGCCUCCCAUGGUUCGUGGCUGCGACCGUCCUCUCCAUCUCCCACGUUAACAGCCUGAAGGUGGAGUCUGGCUGCUCUGCUCCGGGAGAGCAGCCUAAGUUUCUGGGUAUCCGAGAGCAGCGGGUCACUGGAUUCAUGAUCUUUGUCCUCAUGGGCUGUUCAGUUUUCAUGACUUCGGUGCUUAAGUUCAUUCCUAUGCCAGUCCUGUACGGAGUCUUUCUCUACAUGGGUGUUUCUUCCCUCAAAGGCAUUCAGUUCUUUGACCGAAUCAAGCUGUUUGGCAUGCCUGCCAAGCAUCAGCCUGAUCUGAUCUAUCUUCGCUAUGUGCCACUGUGGAAGGUCCAUAUCUUCACCCUGGUGCAGCUCACCUGUCUGGUGCUGCUGUGGGUCAUCAAGGCCUCUGCAGCAGCUGUUGUGUUUCCCAUGAUGGUUCUGGCACUGGUGUUUGUCCGAAAGCUUCUAGACUUUUUCUUCACCAAGAGAGAGCUGAGCUGGCUGGAUGACUUGAUGCCAGAAAGCAAGAAGAAGAAAGAGGAUGAUAAGAAAAAGAAAGCCCGUGAAAAGCUGGAGGAAGAGUCCAGACUGCAGGAGGAAGAGGAUAUGGGACUGAAGGUCAGCUUUGAAGGCUCGAACCUGCUCAACAUCCCAGUGAAAACACUCUCAGGGAGUUCUGAUUCUGACCCUUUGGUAGUAAAUAUCUCUGAUGAAAUGGCCAAAACAGCAGCAUGGAAAGCAGUGAACUCGAGUGCAGAGUCUUGUGCCCAUCCUGAGAAGUGUAGUCGAAGCCAGGAGAAGGUGGCCUGCGUUAGAGUCGACGUCAGCCCAGACACACCCGGAGGAGGUUCCACUGCCGAGACCUUCCUGUGAUAAAGGGAAGGCCCUCCCUCCCUCCCUCCUGAUACCUUCUCCCACACAACACUUAACCCCGAUGAUGGGCACCAUCUUUGUGGGAAAGGGGGCAUAGAACUGGAGCAGCACAACCUGCCUGCAGAGCUCCCAUCUUCAGGGCAGCAGGCGAGCUCCCCCGGGGCUGUGAGUCCUACUCCACUCAAGUCUUGAAGUGUGCAGCAUUAGUACAAAUGGCUGCCAUGAUGUACUGUAGAGCGCACAUCUCCGAGGAAUGAAGGAAUUCCACUGUUACUGCCCACCGCCGCUCACUGUUUAGGAACUCUCUUAAUCAAGCAAUUUUCUAUCACCCAUUUAAACCACAGAUGCCAAAGGAAGGGGCCUCACCUGUGGGGAUUUUGGACUGUGUGAAUUUAAUUUUACUUUUAAGCCCCUGUAUAUUUUAAUUUUAGUUUUACUGUUGUUUUAGGUCGUCACACUAGUGCACGUUUAGCUCUUGCGGCUCAGACACCAUGAGUCAUCCUGCACUGUUUCUUUCCAUGUAUUUUAGGUCAUAUUAAGACCUUACACUAAACUACACCAGCUUAUUUGAUUAAAGCCAUUCAGGUACUGUCAGUGACGGAUGAUUAUUCUUUAUAAUUGCUCUGGCACAGUAAAUGACACAAACCAAAACAGAGGUACAUUCAGAUGCGCUAUACGAUAUGCUACUACUACCACAGCACAUUACUACUGCAUACAUCUUUAUAGAUCUACUUAUAAAUCAUUUCUCCUUCCUCCAGGGGAACACUCAGUAUUAAUAUUGCUGCUCAAAAGUUGGUCAGUUGUUUUCACUGUAAACCUCACUGUUCAUAUUAUAUGUGCUGUUAUAGAAAUAUCAUUAUGUGUAUGUAUGUAUGUAUGUAUACCGUGUUCUUUUCAUUCAUAACAUUAUAGAAAACCUACUUCUGAGGCCAUAUAAAGUCUGUACUGUACAGUAAGCAC